CCCGGACCUCCUCUUCGCCGCCGCGACUCCCCCGAUCGUGAGCCGCGUUCCUGCGUGAGCCGCGCGGGCGGUCGGCCGGCCGGCUGGCUGGCCGGGAUCGAGGUGGCUAGGGGCCGAGGGCCGGCGUGGAGAUGCCUGCCAGGGUUAAUAUAAUUGAUGAGCUACCUGCCGCUUUCUGAUCAAGUUUUGGAUUCUAAAACCGGUGGAGAACAAUAUUUGAUGCGUGCCGGGGAUUGAACCCUGGUUGGCUGUAGAGGCUGAUUUAAUUGAUUUCCCUCAUGAUUGUGGGAAGUCAGAAGACCUUCAACAUUUCUCAUCAUAAAAAGUACUAAUUUGAGUAUUCAAGGACAGUAGUCAUCUGACUGCUUGUUCAAGAUGCAGAACCGACAAGGAUAUUGCAGCUAUUGCUGCGUGAGCUACAGAAACCUGGACCAGCAUAUAGCUAGUCCUCAGCACAGAUACCUGACUGCCCAGAAUAGACAGUGGAUGGGUACCACCAGUCUGAUGGAACGUUUCUUGCAGGAUGUCCUGUGGCAUCAUCCAUAUCAUUCUCAAGAAAGCAGAUCAGUUCAAAAUGAGAGACCUAUGAAUGCAUCACCUUCUCAACUGGUUCCUGAUGAAGGUUUUCCUGAUGAAGUGAAUGAGGAUGAUCCUGAAGUCAGAGAAGAGAGGCUCUCUAUGGGUUAUGAAUCUGAUGAAGAGUUAGAUUCCAGAUCCAGUGAAUCUCAGGAAAAUAUUCAGAAUGUUUCCAUUCGACCAUCAGUUAUUCAAAAGUUGGAGAAGGGUCAGCAGCAGCCCUUGAAUCUUGUUUGUAAAAGUGGGAAUGAAUUUAAUCCAGUAGGUGUCAGUCAAACUACAAAUAAUGGGCAAAACGUAGCAUGUUCCUCAGUAAGCUCUGAUGUUCAUGCUAGUUGUUUACCAGAAAUUUCAAAUGGUACACCAGUUACAACUAAUACUACCAAGUUGCCACAGGUAUCCCAUUUGGAUUCUGUUAGUGAUUGUGACCCUAGCAGAGCUGACAGAUACUUUGAACAGCGAGAGAGAGGUUCUAGAAACACUGUGCUAACAUCCUGUGUAAAAAUUCCUUCAGUUCCAUGUCAGAAACCUAAAGAAUCAAAUCAGAAUUCUGUACAUGUAAAUUCCAAGCAGAUGAUUAAACAGGAAGAUAUAGAAACUCCAGAUAAGACUUUGUCAACUGGCUUAAAAUCCCAUGAAUUAGCAGGUACUGGAGGCUCACUAAAAUGUGAAUCUCUUUUCACAUUAGCAGAAAACCUACCUAUAGAUCUGAGUAAAAAUAAAAUGCCUUCUCAUAAAGGAAUCCUUGAAGAUUCCUUUGCAAAACAAAAUGGGGAUUUUUCUAAUAGGUAUUGUGCCCAAGGAGAAAACUAUCUCAUUAACAAGUCAGCUUUUUUGGAACAAAAAACCUCAGUAGGUUCUGAAAUGAAAUUUGGUUGUGGCUAUCUUCAGUCAUCUUCUGAUCAAUCUGAAGAGACUGUACAAGACCUUACGAAGGAAAAACAAAUUGACCAAGAAAAAAAGAAUGCCUUGGGAGGUUCUGAAAUGAGCUUUGAUUAUGAUUCCUACUUUCAUUUACCAACUGACCAAUCUAAAGUGGCAGCCAAAGAAGCAAAUCUUUUAAAGGAAGAUAUUGGUCAUAUGUGGUAUACAAAUGGUAAAUCUUACACUUUUGAAGCAAGUUCAAAUUUUGAUGCCUUUCCUCAGUUGGCUGCUAACCAAAUUCAUGGAAUUGUUAAAGACACAAAUCUUCAGAAUGCAGUGCCUAUUAGCCUGGUUGAUGAAUGCUACAAUUCUAGUGAUUCGGAGAUGAAUUUUGACUGUGAUGUUUCACUUCAGCCAACUGAUGACUACCUUCAACAGUCCACCAAGGUAGAAAACUUUCCUAAGGGGGUAUACAUAGGCUUGGUUGAUAGGAAUUAUGGAUCUAGUAGCUCUGAAAUAAGUGCUGAUUCUUCUUCUCCACUUGAGUCGGUAGUUGACCAACUCCCAGUGGCUGUCAUGGAAACAAAACCUCAGAAGUAUCACAUUUACUUGGUUGAUAAGGACUACGGCUCAAGUUGUUCCGAAGCAAGUUCUGAUGAUGAAUCAAUAGUUGACCAUCCUCAACUGACUGUCAAAGAAAGAAGUCUUAAAGAUAAGCAUGCUUACUUGAAAGAUAACUACAAUCCCAGUAGUGCUGAUGCACACCUUGGUUUUAACGAGAUAGUGACUGGUGAACCUCAGAAAGCUGUUGAAGAAAUAAAUCUGGAGGCGAGUGGUCCCAUGGAUAUGAACUCACAUGAUAGUCAGGAUCUUAAAAUCAAUUUUCAUGCUCAUUUGGUGGCUGACCAAUCACAAGUGGCACUUAAAGAAGUAGACCCUCAAGAAGUAGCUACUGAUGUGGAGAAUAAGAGUGUUAAAUCUAGUGCUUCUGAGCUAAGUUUUGUUUCUAAUGUUUCUCCUUAUCAGCCAACAAAUAAUCAACCUCAAGAAGUUCUAAGUGAAAACAAUGUGGAAGAAUCAAAUAUUGACAUAGAAGUUAAGAGUUUUGGAUGUUCCAGUUCUGACUUGACUUUUAAUUCUGAUCCCCCUUUUAUAACAGCCACUGAGCAUUCUGAAAUAGAUAAUGCAGGGAUAAGAAAAGAGUACAAAAAUCUGGAAGAUAAGAAUUAUGGGUCAGAUACUUCUGAUAUAACUUUUGAUUCUGAUAUUUCUCUUUGCUCUGAGGAUCAAUUUCAAGUAGCUGUUUAUGAGAAGAAACCUAUGGAUUCAGAAAGUAAGCGUAAUGGAUCUGGUAUUUCUGAAAUACAUUUUGAUUCUGAUAUGCCUCUUCAUUCAGAUAAUGAUCAACUUGUAGUAGUUAAAGAAAUAACCAUUAAAAAGGAAGAACAUGUCCAUUUAGAGAGGAAAAAUGGUGAGGCCCAUGGUUCUGGAAUAAGGUUGGAUUAUUAUGUUCCUCCUCAUUCAGUGUCUAACCUUAAAAAUGAAGAAUGGGCAGAUUUAGAAAAUUUGAAACAUGAGCCUAGUGGUUCUGGAUUGAAUUUGGAUUAUAAUAUUUUUCAUUCAGUGACUAAACUUUCUGAUGGUCCCAUUAAAGAAAUAAACUUUCAGAGAAAAGAAGAUAGAUAUUUAGAACAUAAGGAUAAUGAACAUAAUAUUUCUGAAACCAACAUGAAAUCAGGUGUACUUUUAGCGACUGGUCAUCCUGACUUAACUGCUAACGAAAUUAACCAGAGGAAAGAAUCUGCAGUCUUGGAAGACAACGGUAACAGAUUAAGUGUUUCUGAAACAAGUGUGUAUUCCACUAUCCAGGCAGUGACACAAAUACCUGAAGUAGAUGUUCAAGAAAUAUGGCUUCAAAAACAAAAGCAUGUUAACGCCAAAGAUAAAAUGGCUGAAUCUAGUGAUUCUGAAAUAAAUUCAGAUUCUGAAUCUCCUCAUUAUUUAGUGAAUGAACCUCAGAUAGCUUUGAAAGAAAUAAAUGUUCAGGAAGAUGUACAUGGUUUAGGAAACAAAAGUGUUAUCCGCAGUUGUUCAGACGUGUUUUUGGAUCCUGGUAUUCCUCCUGAGUCAAUGAUAGAAAAACCUCAAAUAGUUAUUUUGAAGAAAGAUCACGUUGAUCCAGAAAAUGAAUAUUCUGAAUCUAGAGAUUUUGAAAUAAAUUUUAAUAAGACCCCUCUUCAUUCAGUCAUCAGUGAAUCUAAAUUAACCCUUUUAAAGGAAAAACAUGUUGACCUGGAAGGUGCAAACAGUGAAUAUAGUGAAUGCAGAAUGCAUUUUUAUCCCAUUGAAACUCUGAAGCCAUUAACUGAACAAUUUCAGGACAAAGUAAAGCUGUGGAAUGAAGAUGUUGGCUUGGAAAAUAAGAUUGAUCAACAUAGUGGUUCUAAACUAAAUUAUCCUGAUGUUUCUCUUCAGUCUGAGGCUGAACAACCUGAAGUAGCUGCUAAACGAAUUAAACUUGAAAAUCAAAGUCAUCUUUACUUGGGAGAUAUGAUCAGCCAAUAUAAUGAUCCUAUAAUGAGUUUAAAUUCUAAUUUCUUGGUGCAGCCAAUAGUUGAACAACCUCAAAUAAACAUCUUGGAGCAGGGGCAUAUUGAACUGGAAGAGAAGCAUCAUCAACUUUGUGGUUCUGAAAUAAGUUUUGAUUCUGAUGGCCCUGUUCAGUCAGUGGCUGAUCAGAUUAGAGAAACUGUUAAAGAAAUCAGUCUUUGUAAGGAUGAAGUUGAUGUGGAAGAGAAGAGGGAUGCUUCUAAAAGGUUUGAAAUUGUCUAUGAAUCUGGUGUUAUCUUUCAGUCAGUACCUGACCAAACUGAAGAUAUCCUUAAGGGCAUCAACUUUUGGAAGAAGCACGCUGAUGUGGAAGAUAAAAUUGUUGAGCCCAGUAAUUCUAAAAUAUCUUUAGGUUCUAAUGAACCUCUUCAGUCAGUGACUCAUGAAUUUCAAGAGGAUAUUACAGAACUAAAUCUUGGAAAGGGACAUGUUUGUUUGGAUGAAAAAGACUACAAAAUCAGUGAUUCUGGAAUAAUUUAUGUGUCACAUGGCCCUCUUCCACCAAUGGUUGAGCACCCGCACAUUUUAGAAGAGGAACAUGACAAUUUGGGAGGGGCGUACGGUGAUCCUUCUGGACCUGGAACAAGUUAUGCUUCUGAGGAUCCUCUUCAGUCAGUAACUAACCAACUUCAAAGUGGUGUUACAGAAAUGUGCCCGUGGAAGGAAGACCACAUUUAUCUGGAAGAUAAGACUUACAACUUAGGCAACUUUGAAGUAAACUGUGAUUCUGAUACUCCUGUUCACUUUGUGGCUGAUAAAUCUGCCAUGACUCUCAAAGAAUUAAACUUACAAACAAAAAGUGUUAAUGACCUAGCAGAUAAGAACUAUGACUCUACUAUUUCUGAAAUAAAAUGUAAUUCUGGUAUUUGUCUUCAGCUGAAAGUAGAUGAGCCUCAAGUGAUUUGCAAGGAAAUAAGCCUUCAGAAGGAAGAGCAUCUUGGCAUGGAAGGAAAGAACAGCGAAUCUGAGAUCAUAUGUAACUCUGAUGGCCCUCUUCAAAUAGUCGUUGACCAACAUGGAGUGUCAAUCAAAGAAACAAAUCUUCAAAAGAUGCUCGUUAUGGACCUGGUGACUGGUGAUAGUGAUUGUGAAAAUAUUUCUGAUUCUGAUAAUGCUUUUCAGCCUGUAGUGAUUGACCCACCUCAGAUGACCGUUAAAGAGGUUAACUGUAUCAAUGCAGAACAGUUUGAUCUAGAAAGUGCGAGCCGAGACUCUUUUACUUCUGAAUUAAGAUAUGCUCGUGACACUUCUAGGUCACUAACAAAAAAAUCCAAGGACACGUUCAAAGUAGUAAACCAGAAGAAAGAUUACAUCAUUCUCCAAGAGUCUAGCUGUGAGUCUUCUGGUUCUGAAAUAAAUUUUCAAGUUGAUCCCACUCCUCAGUCUGUAACUUACCAAUCACAAGGGCCUGAUAAAAAAAAAAUGAAAUAUAAUGACUCAGAAGAUAAGGACUGUGAAUUGAAUCGUCCAAGCACAAGUUUUAAAUGGAAAGAUUCAUCUCAGUCAGUGACUCACCAACGACAGAAAGUGGACAAAGAAUUGAGCUCUCAGAAAGAUGGAGUAAUUAUUAAUCUAAGAGAUAAUAACUAUGACUCUAGAGUUUCUGCACUUGAUUGUAGUGCCUCUCCUGAGUCAACUCAUCAUCAAAAUGCUGAUAAAGUUCCUACUUUGCAGUUAGAACAUCUGCCUCCAGAAAGUAUGAGCUGUGAACCAUCUACUUCUAAGACAAAUUUUCAGAGUGGUUCUUCACUUGUGUUUGGUCCUGAUCGUCCUCAAAAAGCUUCGAAUAAAGUAGACUUUGUUAAGAAGAUGUCUUACACGCUGAAAGAAAGGAAGCAGGAUUCCGAUUUAAACACUGUUCUCGUGGUUGAUUCUGAAAGUACCCCAGAUCAAUUGCAUGUCGUCAUAGAAGAUAAUAUCGUAGAACCAGUUCUUGAAGCCUUGCCUCACAUCCCACCUUCAUUUGUAGGGAAAACAUGGUCUCAGAUAAUGAAAGAAGAUGACAUGAAAAUCAAUGCUCUUGUGAAGGAAUUCAGGGAAGGUCGUUUCCAUUGUUACUUCGAUGAUGAUUGUGAGACCUGUAAAAAUAAAAAAAAAAUUCUGAAUAAAGAAGACAAGAUUACCCGGGAUGACCUAGGUCAGGACACUGCCUCAAAUCACAUUCUCUCAGCUGACAAUGCUAGUCGUUUUUUGGACAUUAGUGACUUAUCAGUGGCCUUAGAUAAAUUUAGCCAUCAUUCUCUAACAAAGAUGCCUUAUGAUCAACCAUGCCGUGCAGCUUCUAGAUGCCAGACUGUGAAACUCAGCCAUGGAACUCAAACUCAUCUCGUGAGUCACCCAGGGACAAAAAGAAUGAGGCAAGAGGAAGACUCACCAAAAAGGAAGCAUUCAAAUGUGACCAGAAAAAGGAAGAAGAGAGUCAAAACAGAAACACUUGAGUUUCCCCAAAUGUGUACUCAUAUUUUGAAGCCUUUGCAACCCAAUGCCUUACUUUAUGUUCUUUCAUCAAAUAUGUGUAAGAUAGAGGAAGAUGAAUCCUUAAAUGUCUCAAAAAUGAGACCCAAUACUCAAGUAAAUAAUGGGGUUCUUAGAGUGCAGUACAAAUAUAAAUGGAGCUCCAUUAGUUAUGACACAUUGAAUCAGCAAAUUGCAAUUGAUACUUCUCCUCCAAAAAUGGAAGUGCCAGAGCAUGAGGGGAAUAUUUGGGUUAACGUUCAUUUUGAUGGGAGUAGCCCAAAUGCAGAAGAUAAAGACGAUUCGCGGAACUCUGUAAAAGAUGAAUUAAUGACAGAGGAGAGGGACAAUGGACAUUUUGUGUCUCCGGAAAAACCAGAGACUUUGAAUUCUAAUGAAGUUCCUAGGGAAAGUAAUUUCCAGUUAAGCCUUUCAACUUGUGAUACUGUCAAAAUUCCUCAAACAUCAGUGAGGGGUAAGGUUUCAGAAAGUAAAAAGAAAAUUCAGAGAAGGAAGUUGGCAGCUAAGAAGUUGGAUUUACCCCAGAAGGCUUAUAAACCAGUCAUUCUCCAGCAAAAAAAGAGAAUUGCUUCUGAAGAGCAGUCGAUUUGGAUUCAGACCAAAUUAAAUGGCAUAAUCAGAAAGUAUAUUACAAAAUAUUCUGUUUUCUUGCGUCAUAAAUACCAGUCCAGGAGCACUUAUGUUAGAACAUAUCUGAAGAAAAAAUCUGAUGCUGGCAGAUCAAAGAAGCCCAAAAGACAGGCCCAAAUACCUUCCAACUCGGUUCCUUCUGGCACAGAAGAGAAGAAAACAGCUGAUGCAAGUUCCUCUCUGAAGCAGCCUGGUCAGGGUGCAUUGCAGGAGCCCCCCAAAGCUCUUCCCUAAAGCAAUGGUGCAGGGUUCUGCUAAUUUUGCAGGAGCUAUUGGAGGCUUUUCUCUGAGGCAACCUGCACAGCAUUGCAGAAAGAGGAAUUUUUUUUUUAAAUGCCCUAAGGAAACAAAAACAUGGAAUACUUGUUAAAAUACAUACUUUGAGAAGUUUAUGUCCUGAAGUACCAUACUCUGAUUGAAUAAAGGUUAAGGCCGACAAAACCAGGUCAUGUGGUAAUGAGGUAGAUGAGAAGAGUGACUGUGUUAAAGCUAGUUGAAGACUCAGUAUUUCAGCCAAAAUAUGUCUGAUUUUUAAAUGCAGGUAGCUCUCCCAAUUUUGGUGGGAAAACCUUCAAAUAUUUUGCUAUAGACAUUAUUUUUUUCAGAACUUUUAUUUUUAAAAUCCGCAUAUAAGGUCUUUUUUUAAAGAAAAGAUUCGAAAGCACCUUUCACCAUUGUUGUAGAUGAAUUUUUGAUUUGUAACAGUUUAGAACAGUGUUUAUUUUUGUUUUCUAAAUCAUGUCCCUCUUAUUUAUUUUUAAUUAUUAUAUCAUGUCAGCAGUUUAAAAUAUUGGAAGAGUGAACAUGGCAAACAUUAAGUGCUAUCUUGUUUUACUUUUUUUUUUUCCAGAUUGAACCCAGGGCCUCACACAUGGGAGGCAUGCACUUUAUUUUUGAAAUUUUUAUUUUGAAAAAAAAGUUUCUUUAUUUUUGCCUUUGAAAAUUGGUACAAAUGAAUUUAAAAGUAUAUUUUAAAAUGUUUCUCCCCAUAAGAUAUAAUUAUAAAACCAUAUUUAUUCUAUGUGUUCUAAGAGUUAAUAUAUUCUAGCUGAAUAAUGAAAAAGAAGAAACUAUAGUAGAUUAUUUCCACUUUUGAGAUGGGGUGACCACAAAUGAUCACCAAAAAAGUAUAAUUUAUCUUUCUUUAAAAAAGAAUUUCCAGAGAAUGUGAUUCAAUAAUAUUUAGUACAGCUUCUGGAGAAUUUAUAUCUGUAACAUCAAUUUUCUUUGGUUGCACCCAGUGCAGUCAGUUGUGGUAGGUUUUUCUUGCAUAUUUUUAUCUCCUAAGAAGAAGGUGAUCUGCCAAAAUGAUGCUUUUAAGUUUUAAACCACCUUUAUGCUCCUUCAUCUGGUUUGGUGGUUUGGUAUGAAAAUCCAGGUUAUCUUGGACUCUAUUUCCUAACAAUAUUUUGGAUGUCAGUGUAUUUUUAAUAGAUUGAACUGAUCCCUGGGUUGGUAAUUUUGACAGACCAUACACUGUUGUCAUUAAGAGUUAUUUGUAACAUUUAUUACAAAAGAUCUCAGAAACCCAUUAACCUAGGUAGAGGCCCAUUUUCCAAGUGAAAAAUGGUGUGUUUGUGCAUUAGUUUGACUUCCGUUAAACUUGCCAGUUGAUUUUAACACUUCAAGUAAAAGAUGUUAAGAGAUACAGUUGAAGUCUCAGGUACUCAGAAUAUGUUUAGAGCUUUUACUUGGGGAUUAUUGAGCUGGUACAAAUGCAUCUAAUUAUCUUCUUAUGCCAGGAAUUCUCUUUCCUUUUCUGUCAUUAAUGUUAAAGGGAAAUGUGAACAGUAGCUGUAUUGUAUGAUUAUUGUGUUUUAUUGAAGCUAAAUUAGUGUACUAUAAUUUCAGAGAUAAAAAUUAUUUAUGUUAGAAUUAAUGAAGUUUAGUGUAACAGUUGUUUUCUAAGCCAAGUUUUAUUUCAGGCAGGGGUUAUUAUUUCACCAACCCCUGGAGAUUGUGUUAGGAUGGUGUUAUGCUGUAAUUUAUUGACUAUUUUUCAUUUAAAGCAGUAAUUAUGUUUUUGUAGAAAAGACAAAUACUUAUAUUUUUAGUGAAAAAUUACUUCAAUUUUGCCUUAUAUACAAACACUUUAUAUAUAUAUAUGUAUGUAUAUAUAUAUAAAGUGGGUCACCAUUUAAAAAUAAUUCCCCAGGGUCAGGGAGAUAAAUCAGUGGGCUGUGGCACAUGCUUUUGCAUGCAAGAGGCCAAGGUUUGAUCCCCCUACCCAUCACUGCAAGGUCCCCUGAGCACCACCUGGAGGGACCCUUCCCCCACCACAUCCACCCAAGCACAGAGAUGGGAAUAGCUCCUGGGUGUGGGCCAAAAAAACACAAAUCCUCCAGUUUUAGCAAGAAAACUAUUUUAAUUAUGGACUAAAUGAUCAGUUAUUAUAUAGAAACAUUGUAUUUGUGAGUGCUAGUGUCUUUUGUUACUAUGAGGUAUAUAUAUAUAUAUGUCCCUUUAUUAAUAGAUAUUUUGCAAGCUUUUAAUAUAUGUAAGGUGUAAGUUUAAAAUCAUAUGGAAAUAUCUAUCAUAUUUAUUGUUAAAUCAAGUAGAGAUGACAGUUCUUAUAAAUCAAGUUGCUAAAAAAACAAAGUUAAAAAUAUUUUACUACCUUUUUACAUUGAAAGCACUUCUAAGGACCUCCAUUUUUUAAGAAGAAAAGCUAUAUUUAAAAUUCUUAUUACUAAAAAUAUCAAAGCAUAAUAUAAUACUGUUUAUCUAAAAAUAUUUGGAAAUAUUUACCAAGUUCCUCUAGCCAUUAUUUAAGAUAAGCUUAAAAAGUUCAAGUAAUAAAAAUUAUAAUUUAAAUUAAUUCAGAAAUAAAUGACUUUCAAAAUUUGAUAGGACACAAAAUACAUGGUCAGUAUCUAUAAAAGUUCAUUGUGGUUUAAUUUGCGUAUUAGAUUUAAAAAGUUUGAAUUUUAUGUGUGAAUUCAUACAGAUUUGUGUGUGUAUUCACACAAAAAAUGAAUUAAAUUCUUUUAAAAGUAUAUAUCAAGUUACAACCACAAUGAAUAUCUUGCUAAUCUUGUCCCUAUUCAGUAUCUUGCAUACAUUUUCACUAUAAUUCCUCCAAACUAUACAGUAUGUGGAAAGCAUUGUGUAGAGUGUAUUUUGCAUUUGUGCAUUUAGAUUAUUUGUUUAACUAGGGCGCUGAGUGACUUUUUUUUUUUUUUGGAAAGAGAAACUAUAUUUAAAUAUUCAAACAACUAUAUUUCCAUGUAAAACUGAGAAAACUAAUGUAUUUUUUAUAACAGUUUAAAGAACAAAUCUGUUUUUUGAACUUAUGAUAAAAUUUAUCAAAUACUGAAACUUAUCUCUACUUUCUCCUCAUAUUAAGACUUUUUUUCUGGAAAUACUUAAGGAAUCAGAAUUAUGAAACAAGUUCAUUUUAUAAAUAGUCUUAUAGAUUAUUAAAAGAAUAUAACUUAUGCUGGUGAAAAAAUAGUCUAACCAAAGAUAUACAAGUUAUGUUUAAUGAGUUCUUUUCAAAUUAAAGUUGAGACACUA
This is a messenger RNA of Sorex araneus (European shrew), 10671 nucleotides long. RefSeq names its product zinc finger DBF-type containing 2 (gene ZDBF2). The record is from RefSeq and is a predicted model, not a curated record. Bases 376 to 7389 code for a protein of 2337 amino acids. Gene Ontology annotation, biological process: epigenetic programming of gene expression; genomic imprinting. Gene Ontology annotation, molecular function: nucleic acid binding; zinc ion binding. Lineage: Eukaryota; Metazoa; Chordata; Mammalia; Eulipotyphla; Soricidae. The transcript is spliced from 7 exons.